AUAUAUAUUAUAUUUAGUUCUUACUUGUAAUUUAGACACACCUAUAUGUGUUUAUGAUUAGAAUUGAAGUAGAAUUAUAAUACUUUAUUUUUAGUAUCCAUCCAUCUUGAUCUAGUAGUAUAUAAAGUAUACAUUUAAAUUAUUUUAAGCCCAAAGAGUAAGAUAUAGAGUAACUAGAUAGAGUGCAGUAUUUUAAUUUUAUGUGUUUAAUAAAAAUUCAGCCAUGACCUUUGCAUAUAUUGUGGUUUACUUUAAGUUCUCUGUACCAUCAUGGAUUGUAGAAUUGUGAUGAUCAUGACCAAUCUCAUUUUAACUGGUUCAACACCAUUCUAUUUAUUUCUAUAAUGGGAUGUCAUAAACAAAGACCAGACAUAUAUUUAAAACUGAAUUGGCAUAUAAAUGGCUUUAAUUUUAGAAAUGUUAUUUUCAAAAAGUGGACCUUAUAAAAAUACUUUAGAUCCGGCAUUCUACGAACAUGAACAGUCUAAUUAAUGCCGCUAUUUGCACUAUACUCAAGAAUCAAAUUUAAACAAAAUGGAUUUCCAAUGCAGAAAGUGUGUAGUACUGUUUCUUUUCAUAUCAACAACUACACUUAUGCCUAUAUUAGGAGAGAGUAUAUUGUUAGAGGAAUCCUCAUUGAAGCUGAUUCAUAAUUUAACUGGUGGUGGCGAAGAUAGAUUUCAGAAUAUACAAAGUGAUCAAAGUAGAAAUGAUGAUUCAAAGAGUCUUGGUUGUUACGACCAUCAGGGAAAAUUUGUACCAGUUGGUGAGAAGUAUGCCCCUGAUACUGCAGACAUGUGUUUGCAGUGUACAUGUGACAAGAACUUUCCCAUUUCGUGUCACUCAGUUCGGUGCUCACCACCAUUGAACUGCCCAAAGGCAAAGCUGAUCGAGGGAACUUGCUGUGCAUUUGGCUGUAAUGAUGACUCUGGCACAAACAAUAGUAACUCUUCUACCGAUGGAAACAACAAUAAGGAGGAUGGGGAAAGCAUUACCAAUUUAUCAUUGCGGCUGAUUGCUUCUACAGUCACUUCAUUUUUGGUUCUUGCCCUGCUUCUCUUUAUGGUACAUCGUCUGAGGCAGAGACGCCUAUUGCAGGCUAUGCGCAGGUUUGAAGCUCAUGCCAGGCAGGUCAACAGUGAGGACACAGACAGUGAACCAUACAUUCCUGAUGGUUUCAUGUCUGUCGAGUGUCCACCCUACACUGAUCCUCCUCCCCCAUAUUCCCCACCAAAACCACCACAGAUUAUGCCUGGGGAGCAACCGCCGCCCUACGAAGAAAUCAACCAGAAUGAAGAAAAUGACAGAACCCUGGCCAAUGAACAGAGAAAUGAAAACAACAGUAGUUCUAAUUUAGGUACUUCUGGGCCAGUUCCACCAGCUGCAGCAACAGUUCAUAACAGUGAGUCCUCAGUGAGAAACGAUUUCAUAAUUCCUAGCCGAACUGUUGAGACUAGACACCAACGAUCAGUUAGCAGUGGUGGGUGCCCCCUGCGAGCACCUAACACUUUGCCAGCAUAUGCAAGUACAGAUGUGAUAGACGGUAUAGGUGUGGUGAUCACUCCAGGAAAUGAUGUUGUUAGUUAUACUCCGUACAGUGAGGGCUGGGCCUUGUGGCUCGGUGAUGGCCAUGGCUCCAAUGAGAGAAAUGUGGAUGUUUUUUCUCACCAAAACUCUGUACCACCCACUAGAGAUCGUCCAAGAUCGCUUGGUAACCCUGGUACAUGCAGAUUGCAGGCCAUGCCAACCAUCACAGCUUUUCAAAGGUUUUCAAAUAUAUUUAAAAGGGACAGCUGGAAAGCCAGGAAUCGACGUCGGCAUGUGAGACCUGUAUCAGAGUAUGGUAACCUUCAUCAGUAUGCAACCAUCCCUAGGAAUGAAGCCGCCUCAGAAAUGCACGAUGCUAAUCGGCCAGAUGAUAUCAGGAACCCAUCAAGACCACCCAGGAACAGAUUUCCUGACCGUAUGUGCAUGAGCUACUACAGCUCGCAGGAUGCCUAUAACCUGGGUCUAGUGAGUCCUAGCAGCACAAGCUCUAACAGUUCCAGCAGUGCAGAGCACCAGCACUACGCUAACUCUGCUGUGGCUUCUUCAAGCAAUAGUAACAGUCCGCAUAGAAGAGACAGUUCAUGCUUGAAUAAUCAGUCUGAGGCAAACUCGUCUGACAGAGCUCAUCCAAAGAAUGAUUUGAACCAGCAUACAUCAGUGCAGCAUGCAGCAAACAAUCUGACUUCUCCCUCUAGAACAUGGGCACGAGAAAUUAGCGCUUCAAACCAAAACUCAGGGACAGCCGUGAGUGGUCAAGCACAGUUGGAAUGUAGACAAUACACAAGACACGAAAUGGUUGAUUCUGCGGUGGCCAGAGAAGCUUCCCCUCAGAGGCAGUUUGCUAUGUAUGGUGCCCCUGACAGCACAUAUCAAUCAUUAGCCUCUUUUAUCAAAUCAAAUCCAUCAACAUCUUUAGUUAACCAUAGAGACGCUGGCAAUCAUCUAGACAGACUUGUACAGUCAGACACAGUUGGAAACAUUUCUUCACGGUUUUUAGAUUUCCCAGAACAAAAUUCUUCCCCAGAGAUGCUUCCCAGAUUCUUUUCCACUCUUCCUAUGAAAAGUUUUCACCCAGCAAGAUCAUCCAGUAGUCAUGAAACGGAACAGAGGCAGCCUUCUUCUCAUCCAGAUCACUCUGCCUCAGGCUCAUCAUCAUCCUCCCCGAGCCCCUCUCCAGCGUCUGCUUCUUCAGGAGUCAUGAAGAGAUCCCUGUCUGCCGUGUCCCAGACAUCUAUAUUUUCUGUCUGUUCCGAAACAGGGGAGAAAAAAUUGAAGAGUGUCCUGAAUCAACACGAUGAAAAUACUAGAGUUACUGCAGAUUCAAAAUAUCCAGAUUGUCGAAGUUUAGCUGGAUCAUUGACAAAAACAUUGAAUCAUACAUUGCCAGUUGGUAACAUCACUGCUGGAAGCAUAUCUGAAGUGCAUGAAAGAAAUCAGCAUUCACAAGUCAAUAUUCAGCCAGCGUUUACAUCUGAAGAUGCUUCUUUUCAGUCCAAUAGAAAUACAGAUGUUUCUUUUAACUCCAGAACUGAAAAUGUGCAGGAAUUAUCCACUUUUAUUGUUAACCCAACUACAACUUCUUCUAUGUCACACUCAUCCCAAUGUAGCUCUGUGCCAGAACAGUCUGUCCAGCAGGCAUGUGUUGUCCCUGAAUUAGAUGACUACAAUCUCAACAGUUUACUUGUGGAUAAAUCUCCAUUAAACAAAGAUUUGCCAUCCUUGUGUCAUGAUCUUCAGUUGGUAAAUCUUCCCUCAUCACAUGUGAUGGACAACCAGACUACUUCUAAAGCUGGAAUGAAUUUAUCAACACAAGAGAACACAUUUUCAAUGGACUUAAAUCAACCAGACUCUGUAGUCAAAUCUGAUAAGUCACAUGAUGUUCUUAAAAAGCAAAAGAAAAAAAGGGCGAAAGACAAAAACGUGUCAAGUCCUCAGUUUUUACAUCUCACAAAGUCCAAGCAUAACACAAAUAGCCCGAAACAUAUCCGUGUCCAUUUGGUGGAAAGGAAAGCGGAGGAAAUGCCAGAUAAAGUGAAACCGCCCAGACUUUCAGACAAAAAGCUAAAAGCUGGGCUGAGUAAACCAUCCGUCAGAUUGUCUGAACCAUACAAUAGCUAUAAACUUAUGACUAGAUCUCUUUGUGAUGGGGCCUCUGCCUACGGUAAUGCUGAUGUAUAUAGAAGUAUAGGAGCAGAUGUCUUCACCCCAGGCUCAUCUCGCCCUCUGCCACCACCAUUUUGCCCCAGUUUCACAGACCCCUGGGUUCAUCAAGAUCACCUAGAGACUCUUGUCACGGCUAAUAGGACAGUGCUAAAUAAUUUGAACCAACCCCCAAACCAUCUUUCCCAAGCACCAAGUUAUCCUAAUGGUCAGCCAAUGAACCAACUGAAAAAUGUAAUGUUUGAAACUUCUGUUGGACCACCUGUAAUGGGUACGCUAGUCAAGUUCCCGGAAUGCAAUCUUCAGCAAAGAAAGAAAUCACAUCGGCGUACAGCUCCUGGGGAUAAAUCUCAUGCUUCAAGUCCAUCACGACACAAGACAAGACCUAAGUCGCUUGUGGUGUCAUCCGACAAUGCACAGGAAAAGAAAGAUGCUCUGCCUCGCUCAGCUGCUGGAGACACCAUAGCAACAAAUCGAGGUGCCAAGUCAGGAUUUGGCUAUGACUUAAACUUUGUCGACCAGAAUCGUAUAUCUGAUUGGCAUGCGAGUCAAGACCCAGAAUAUAACCACAAAAGAUGUACGGCACUGGGAUACGAUUCUCUUUAUCUUGCCAACACAACAAAUUCUUUUAAAUUAAACUGUAAAGCUGAUGGUACCACUGAUGUGCCUUGUGCUGCUAGUAAAACUCCCGCUGCAUUUCAUCCGGGCAACAAAUCAGGAUUGAGCAAUGAGCUCUCCUUUGUUUUUCGCAAUGCAGGGAAUGCCAACCGCUCUAAAAAACGACAAUCAGUGCCUGCGUCUUCGAGCACAUUUUUAACGCAGAACCAUCCUUCCACUACUCUGGUAAACCUUUCUAGGCCAGAUGAAGGAGAGAUAACUUGCAAAUUUAGGGGAGAUAAAUCAUCUGACAUGAGGCAUGACAGAAUGACAGUGAGCAGUGAUGAUUACAGUGAAGCGACAAGCUAUGUGUAAAACUUGUGUUUUAUAAAAAAAAAAAUCAAC
Messenger RNA from Biomphalaria glabrata, 4710 nucleotides. RefSeq lists its product as uncharacterized. The coding region runs from base 535 to 4680 and encodes 1381 amino acids. Gene Ontology annotation, molecular function: protein binding. The record is from RefSeq and is a predicted model, not a curated record. Gene Ontology annotation, cellular component: membrane. The transcript is spliced from 4 exons. NCBI's taxonomy places the organism in Eukaryota, Metazoa, Mollusca, Gastropoda, Planorbidae.